Molecule: messenger RNA, 2275 nt
Organism: Cotesia glomerata
Lineage: Eukaryota; Metazoa; Arthropoda; Insecta; Hymenoptera; Braconidae
Gene: hfp
Product: poly(U)-binding-splicing factor half pint
Exons: 11
Coding region: 668-2197 (509 amino acids)
Biological process (GO): alternative mRNA splicing, via spliceosome; regulation of alternative mRNA splicing, via spliceosome; mRNA splice site recognition
Cellular component (GO): precatalytic spliceosome; catalytic step 2 spliceosome
Molecular function (GO): RNA binding
Source: RefSeq, a predicted model, not a curated record
UUCCGUAAAGAAAAAGAACCAACAACGCAUUUGUCGCUGUUUAUCACUUUCAGACUUUCAGCCGAGACUGAGGUAUAGACAUUAACCACUAAAGAGAGACAUUGUCACGUUAAUUAAUCCAACUUUUGUGUGCUGUUAAAUCUAGUUAUAAAAAUUAUAGAUACUGAUUGACUAAUUAAAAAGUACAUAAUUACCUACUCGAGUGAUUUACUUUGAAUUUGUUGUAAAAUGAAUGGUACAAUUACAAUGGCUUCAUCAAACCAAAACAUUUCGGAACCACCAAUGAAGAAAGCUCGUAUAGAAGAUGUUACAGCAGGGAGACAGUACAGAAUCUGUGGCCUUCAUCUGAGCUGUGAUCAUGAGCGUGCGCCAAACGAAUGAAACAGAAACGCUACAAUUCGAACUGAAAUGAAUAUGAGUUUAUAACAAACUCCUACUGACACAGCAGUCUUUAUGUCGAGUACCAAAAAUUCGCUCGAUUUAUUUAUUUUAGAUAGGAAAUGCAUCGGACUUCUUGCCAGGACCGAUUUAUGACCUUAAUCAAACGGGGCAGGUGGUUGGUGGUCCUGGAGCAAAAUAUCUUUCUCUUCCGGGAAUUCUUGGCGCUGGUUUACCAAAAAUAUCUUCGGAACAACAGGAUGCUAUCAAUAGAGCCAAAAAAUAUGCUAUGGAACAAAGCAUUAAGAUGGUCCUAAUGAAACAGACUUUAGCACAUCAACAACAGCAAAUGGCUAGUCAACGGAAUCAAGUGCAGAGACAGCAGGCUCUCGCCCUCAUGUGCAGGGUUUACGUGGGAAGUAUAAGCUUUGAGCUGAAAGAAGACACAAUUCGUCAAGCGUUCUUGCCAUUUGGACCAAUAAAAUCAAUCAACAUGUCAUGGGACCCAGUUACUCAGAAGCACAAAGGUUUCGCAUUUGUGGAGUACGAGAUACCAGAAGCCGCCCAAUUGGCGCUUGAACAAAUGAAUGGUGUAAUGAUCGGUGGUCGCAACAUCAAGGUUGUGGGAAGACCAUCGAAUAUGCCUCAAGCUCAGUCAGUUAUCGAUGAAAUCACGGAAGAAAGCAAACAUUACAAUCGCAUUUAUAUUGCAUCAAUUCAUCAGGACUUAACAGAAGAUGACAUUAAAUCUGUAUUUGAAGCUUUUGGUCCGAUAACUUACUGCAAAUUAGCUCAAGGAAGUUCACCGCACCGUCACAAGGGCUACGGUUUUAUUGAGUAUGAAACAAUGCAGUCUGCGCUUGAAGCCAUUGCUUCAAUGAAUUUGUUUGAUCUUGGAGGACAAUAUUUGAGAGUAGGAAGAGCUAUUACACCACCCAAUGCUCUUAUGGGACCUCCAAGUGGCACAAGUAUGAUGCCUACUGCUGCAGCUGUUGCUGCCGCUGCUGCUACUGCCAAAAUUCAAGCCAUGGAUGCGGUUGCUAGUAAUGCUGUCGCUCUUGGACUCACUAAAUUAGGAGCUUCUGGAUCACCUAUUUUGAAUUCUGCUCUUCCUGGCCUGGUUCGACCAACUUUAUCUCCAACAGCAAUCAUAACACCUCCAACAAUAGCAACAGUAGCUCCAGUGAUUCCUCCACCUGGAAUAGCCAUUCCACAAACUCUAACUCGACCUCCAGCAAUUAUUCAACCGAUUCUUGGACAACCUGUCAUAAUUCCUCCACCAGCAGUAGUGACUCCAACAGUUGUCGGCGCACCAGUGAUACCAAUAACAACUGCGCCAAUCGUUGAUGUUACUAGACGAGCACAAGAACAGGCUCAUCUUAAGCAACAAGAAGAAUUGCAAAAGAAAUUGCUUGAAGAAACUGAACCACAGACUCUGCAACAGCAAGAAAAUAUGUCAAUUAAAGGUCAGAGUGCUCGGCAUUUAGUUAUGCAGAAACUAAUGCGUAAAGUUGAAUCACGUGUUGUAAUACUCAGAAAUAUGGUUGCACCUGAGGAUGUUGAUGAAACUCUUCAAGAAGAAAUCCAAGACGAGUGUUCGAAAUUUGGAGUUGUCGAACGAGUUAUUAUUUAUAAUGAACGCCAGUCUGAGGACGAUGAAGAUGCUGAAGUUAUUGUUAAGAUUUUUGUUGAAUUUUCACAGAUGAGCGAGGCGGAACGUGCAAGAGAUUCAUUAAACGGUCGUUACUUUGGUGGUCGACUUGUAAAAGGUGAACUGUAUGAUCAAGCGUUAUUCGAUCAUAGUGAUUAUUCUGGUUAGAAUUAACCAGGAAAACUUUGUCUAAGUACCCUGACAUAUACGUCAAUUAGCUUAUAAUACCUAAAUUUCAUUUAAUAA